Acytostelium subglobosum LB1 is the source of this 489-nucleotide messenger RNA. RefSeq lists its product as hypothetical. Gene Ontology annotation, biological process: lagging strand elongation; Okazaki fragment processing involved in mitotic DNA replication; DNA repair. Gene Ontology annotation, molecular function: ATP binding; DNA ligase (ATP) activity. The record is from RefSeq and is a predicted model, not a curated record. The transcript has 3 exons. Lineage: Eukaryota; Evosea; Eumycetozoa; Acytosteliales; Acytosteliaceae. Gene Ontology annotation, cellular component: nucleus; mitochondrion. The coding region runs from base 1 to 489 and encodes 162 amino acids.
AUGACCGACAGUGUAGACGUCGUGCCCAUUGGUGCAUGGUAUGGCAAGGGCAAGCGUACAGGCAUGUACGGUGCCUACCUCCUUGCCUGCUACGACGAUGACAAUGAAGACUUCCAAACACUUUGCAAGAUUGGAACAGGGUUUAGUGAUGAACAAUUGCAACAAUUCACAGAGGCACUCAAGUUCGAGGUGAUAAGCAAUCCAAAGAACAUGUAUCGUGUGGCUGAGCAACUUAAACCAGACGUCUGGUUCAAUCCUAAGCAGGUGUGGGAGGUGCUGGCAGCUGACCUCUCCAUCUCUCCCAUCCACACUGCCGCCGCAGGUCAACUGGACCCUGUCAAAGGCAUUGCGCUUCGUUUCCCACGAUUCAUCAGGAUCAGAGAGGACAAGAAUCCCGAGGAUGCCACGUCCUCCCAACAGAUCGUGGACAUGUACAAAAAUCAGAAGGUGAACACAUUGAAGAUGGAUGACGAUGAUUAUUACUUGUAG